AUGCUCGGGACGAUGAUGAAAUGGAUCUGUAUUCUCGGACCAGCAGUGGUCGUCCAUGCGCUUCCGACUCUGCAUACCUAUCAUGGCUCUCAUCUGGGCUCUCGCCAGCAAGCUGCUCCCGGUGGACUGACAGAUAUCGACAUCCUUCAGUUCGCGUUGACCUUGGAACAUCUGGAAAGCGCCUUCUACAAAGAAGGCUUUGCCAAGUUCCCAGCCAGCGAUUUUACCGCGCUCGGCCUCACCGAAGAAGAGAUAGCAGCGCUGCAGCAAAUAGGACAGACAGAAGCAACGCACGUCUCCAUGCUCCUCUCCGCCAUUGCUUCGGCCGGUUUCCAGCCCGUCAUGCCUUGCAAAUACAAUUUCGGCUUUACAGACGCCGCGGGCAUGGUUGCCACAGCGCGAGUGCUGGAGGCUGUUGGCGUCUCUGCAUACCUCGGUGCCGCGCCCUUGCUUAACUCAUCGGCAAUCCUGUCCACCGCUGCCACGAUAUUAACCGUCGAGUCUCGGCACCAGACCUUCAUCCGAACUGUAUCAGGAGCAGAGCCUGUUCCCGCAGCGUUCGAUACCCCGCUAGGACCCCGGGGAGUCUUCACGCUGGCUGCACCAUUCAUCACGGAAUGUCCGGCAGGAAGCAAUCUUAAUGUACCAGCUUUCCCGGCCAUUCAACUGUCUACUGGCACCUCGAAUAUCUCAGCGGGACAGAGUCUAGCGGUGGCCGGAGCCGAGGGAUCCUUUUGUGCCUUUGUGAAUCAGGGAGCGACCAAGUUCGUACCGCUCGCUGGGGGAAGCUGCACUGUGCCUCAGGGCCUAGCAGGCGAGGUGUACAUGAUGAUUACGAGCGCUGAGAGGGUUUGCGAUGACGUUAUUCUUGCUGGACCUUCCGUACUUGAGCUGUCGUAG
This is a messenger RNA of Coniosporium apollinis CBS 100218, 900 nucleotides long. RefSeq lists its product as uncharacterized. The transcript is spliced from 4 exons. The record is from RefSeq and is a predicted model, not a curated record. NCBI's taxonomy places the organism in Eukaryota, Fungi, Ascomycota, Dothideomycetes. The coding region runs from base 1 to 900 and encodes 299 amino acids.